Vigna angularis (adzuki bean) is the source of this 961-nucleotide messenger RNA. RefSeq names its product protein RGF1 INDUCIBLE TRANSCRIPTION FACTOR 1. The record is from RefSeq and is a predicted model, not a curated record. The transcript is spliced from 4 exons. Bases 101 to 694 code for a protein of 197 amino acids. NCBI's taxonomy places the organism in Eukaryota, Viridiplantae, Streptophyta, Magnoliopsida, Fabales, Fabaceae.
GAGUAGUGAGUAGUGAGUUUAAGAGAAAGUAGAAGAGAGGAGAGAGAGAAAGAGAAAUAGAGAGAGAGAGAGAAAGGGUGGUGGUUUGGAUCAAAGAUCAAUGAAGGGCAGUGGCUGCAGUGAAGCAUCAUCUGGUGGAGGAAACAUGAAUGUGAAACCUGCAUGGCUAGAGAAGCUUAUGGCUGAGACAUUCUUUGGCAAUUGUGGGGUCCACCAGAAUCAAAAGAAGAACGAGAAGAACGUCUUUUGCUUGCACUGUUACCUUAGCAUCUGCCCCCACUGUCUCCCUUCUCACCGUUCCCAUUCCCUUCUCCAGGUGAGAAGGUAUGUGUACCAUGACGUGGUUCGAUUGGGUGACCUAGAAAAGCUCGUCGAUUGCGCCAAUAUUCAGCCAUACACCAUUAACGGUGCCAAAGUGAUAUUCUUAAAUCAGAGGCCACAGUCAAGGUCAUUUAAAGGCACUGCCAACACUUGCUGCACUUGUGACAGGAUUCUUCAGGAGCCCUUUCACUUCUGUUCUCUGUCAUGCAAGUUUGAGGGUCUAAGUGUUGAUUGCUAUACCCAAUUUGUCCCCACUUCCUCUGAGGCUACCACUAGCAUGGCCAACAACAACAACAAGCAGAACACAAAUGGCUUCUUCAUCUCUCUUGGAAGCAGAAGAAAGGGGGCUCCCCAUAGAGCUCCUCUUUCCUAGCCAAAAAUAAUGGCUACAUUAAUUGACAUUCAAUUCUGAACAAAUAAAUGGGUCUCAGUUUUUCUUAGCAUCCUUUCUGUUGUUUGCUUAUGUGUUUGAGUUAUGAACCGCACCUGCAUUUGAUUUGUAGAUUCUUUUCAUUGCCAUCUCAGGUGGUGGUUAUUCAAGCCACUAAUUUUGUGUUUAGGAUGGAAUGAAAUGUACUCAUUUUUAUUGCCUGCUGUUUAUCAAAUACAAUGUUCUAUGAACUAAGUCUUGUUUCUCACA